Acanthopagrus latus (yellowfin seabream) is the source of this 1143-nucleotide messenger RNA. It is a transcript of the gene xgb, whose product is annotated as x globin. Bases 188 to 790 code for a protein of 200 amino acids. The transcript has 5 exons. NCBI's taxonomy places the organism in Eukaryota, Metazoa, Chordata, Actinopteri, Spariformes, Sparidae. The record is from RefSeq and is a predicted model, not a curated record. Gene Ontology annotation, molecular function: oxygen binding; heme binding.
UGGAGUUCAAAAACGCGAUCGGAGGAGUCGCGCACUUGGACCGCAUGCCAGCAGCAACACAUUUCUUCUGGCACGAAAUCAAAUAAACCUCGUUUCUUUUUUUACACUCCUGGAUCGCAGCAAAAUAAGGAAGGAAAAAGGAAAAAAAAACAGCAACGUGUAUUAUUUAUUUUUUUUCUAAUGAAGAAUGGGCUGCGCAAUAUCAGGUCUGGCGGCAAAAGCUGAGUUUGGAGAGAGGACCACAGAGGAUGCUGCUGCUGCUGCUGCGCAUCCCAGAGAGGAUCAGAUCCAGAUGAUUAAAGAGUCGUGGAAAGUUAUCCGGGACGAUAUUGCCAAAGUUGGGAUUAUUAUGUUCGUCAGGUUGUUUGAGACCCAUCCCGAAUGCAAAGACGUCUUCUUCCUGUUCCGAGACGUGGAGGACCUGGAGAGGUUGAGGAGCAGCCGGGAGCUCAGGGCCCACGGUCUACGGGUGAUGUCUUUCAUCGAGAAAAGCGUGGCCAGACUGGACCAGCUGGAGAGACUGGAAGCUCUGGCUCUGGAGCUGGGAAAAAGCCAUUAUCAUUACAACGCCCCGCCUAAGUACUACAGUUACGUCGGAGCAGAAUUCAUCUGCGCCGUGCAGCCCAUCCUGAAGGAGAGGUGGACGCCUGAGCUGGAGGAGGCAUGGAAGACCUUGUUCCAGUAUGUGACCACCCUCAUGAAGCGGGGGUAUCUGGAGGAGAGCAUCCGACAGCGGCAGCUAGCGCUCUCCCCGAAGGACAGGCCGGACAAGAGGAACACGGCACUAUGAGACGCCUCCACUGCAGACAAACCACUCAAGACUGUUUAGAUUGAAUCUGCAAAGUUGUGUUUAUGUAUAUAGUGUACUUACUGUCUCUUUUUGUACACCGCUCAUGUAUACCGCAGUCAUUGUCUGCUACUUUAUCACAAAGGACAAAAGAAAAAAAAUGGCUUUUAACAAAGCACUUUAUUUCUGAACUUAAAUUCUGCUGCAGGACUCGGGAGCACAAUGAGACAAUACAAAAUGGUUGACGAAAUGCGUUGGCUGUAGUUAAACCUGCCUUGUAGUUGUGGUUAACAGAAAUGACAUUAAUAGAAUUACAGCCGAUACUUUGUCUCCGUGUUCGUAACUCAAACUCACUG